AUGCCAAAUACCAAGACCGCGGUUUGCCCUGCGGGGAUCAUGAACAAGAUCGGCGUGCCACUGGACCGCAUCCACCCCGUGGCUAUUGUGGUUGGCAACCCUCCCUGGUUGGACCAUUUGGCUCACUUGGCAACCCGCCAUGAGGUCUUCAGCCAGUACAAAUCGCUUCGUUCAAUGGAGUUGGAGUACAACGGGCAGACGUUCUUCGCGUUGAGUUACGGGUACGGCGCUACAAACUUGCACCGUCUGCUGUGUGAGUUGGGCCUUUUCGGCGUUAGGUGCGUGAUUUUGGUCACGGAUUCGGUCAGUUUGACCCCUGGCCGCGUGCCUCGCAAGGCUUUCUGCGUGACAUACGCCGCCUGCCGUGGCGAAAACACGUCGACCAUCGAGGUCGACAUCAGCUACCCAGCCGUGGCGCACCCCGAUGCCGUUCGCGCGCUGCGUCAGUCGGCCAAGAAGAUGGGAAUCGCAACUCGUUUGACGCGGUCGUUGACUCGCGACACGGUCUAUCCGCCGAGGGUCGAUCGCGGCAACAGCCUCCGUGACGAGGUGUUGCAGACUGACGUCGACCUGGAGGACCGCGAAGUGUCCACGUUUUUGGUCGCGUGCAGCAUCCGUGGCAUAGUCGCCGGUGUGAUUUCUUGCAACGAGACUGAGGCCCACAGGUUCGACACCAAAACCGGCACUGUGGUGGAGGAUGAGGACGUGAUUGAGGCCAGAGGUAAGGCGAUGCGCAUCGCCAUGGGGGCAGCUGCGGAGUUGAGCGUCGACUACGCAUUCGACGAUUAG
Messenger RNA from Babesia bigemina, 789 nucleotides. Its product is annotated as Uridine phosphorylase. Gene Ontology annotation, molecular function: catalytic activity. Lineage: Eukaryota; Apicomplexa; Aconoidasida; Piroplasmida; Babesiidae. The record is from RefSeq and is a predicted model, not a curated record. Gene Ontology annotation, biological process: nucleoside metabolic process. Bases 1 to 789 code for a protein of 262 amino acids. The transcript has a single exon.